AUCGUGUCGCUGCUCCUGGCCGAGAACAACAUCGGCAGCGCGGGCCUGCAGAGUCUUACCAGGGUGGUGGGACGAUGCUCGAGCCUGAGGGUGUUGAACCUGAGCUUCAACUCCAUCGGAGACUCUCACACCAAGGAGUUCUGCAACCAGCUUGCUUCCUGCCGUCACCUCGAGCGACUGGAGCUGCAAGGAAACAUGCUGGGCGCGCGAGGAGCAGGAGAGCUUGGGGCAGUGUUGAGCUCGAGCGGAGUAGAGGAGCUGCGACUCAACGUCAACCAGCUGGAGGCGCAGGGGAUGCGGUGCAUGUCCAAGCUCAUGAGAGCUUGUCCUAGCCUGUCGACCUUGACCCUGAGGAGCAACGACAUCCGGGACGACGGGGCGCGAGCGCUGUGCGAUGCGCUCAUCCUCCCCCACAGGUUGAGGGCUCUCGUCCUGUCGCAGAACAACAUCGGGGACGAGGGCGCU
This is a messenger RNA of Guillardia theta CCMP2712, 465 nucleotides long. RefSeq lists its product as hypothetical. The annotation marks the transcript as partial. Gene Ontology annotation, cellular component: perinuclear region of cytoplasm; nucleus; cytosol. Gene Ontology annotation, molecular function: GTPase activator activity; small GTPase binding. Gene Ontology annotation, biological process: activation of GTPase activity; nucleocytoplasmic transport. The record is from RefSeq and is a predicted model, not a curated record. The transcript is spliced from 2 exons. NCBI's taxonomy places the organism in Eukaryota, Cryptophyceae, Pyrenomonadales, Geminigeraceae.